Lecanosticta acicola is the source of this 1780-nucleotide messenger RNA. The record is from the annotation of a GenBank genome assembly. NCBI's taxonomy places the organism in Eukaryota, Fungi, Ascomycota, Dothideomycetes, Mycosphaerellales, Mycosphaerellaceae.
AUGGCCAAUGCUCCCCAGUACGUGCAUCGCCCGCUCCUGCCCAACACUGCAUGCUAACAUUGUCCCCAGCGGCGGCGUCCUCAAGGACCUCAUCGCCCGCGAUGCCCCUCGCCGAGCACAGCUCUCCCAAGAGGCCGAGACUCUUCCCGCCAUUGUCCUCGGCGAGCGUCACCUCUGCGAUCUCGAACUCCUGCUGAGCGGAGGCUUCUCGCCCCUCGAGGGCUUCAUGAACGAGAAGGACUACAAUGGCGUCGUCGAGAACAACCGUCUGGCGGACGGCGCCCUGUUCUCCAUGCCCAUCUGCUUGGACAUUUCAAAAGAGGACGUGGAAGCCUUGGGCGUCAAGCCAGGUGCUCGCAUCACUCUGCGCGACUCCCGCGACGACCGCAACCUUGCCAUCAUCAACGUCGAGGACGUCUACACCCCCGACAAGCAGAAGGAGGCCAAGGAGGUCUUUGGUGGUGACCCAGACCACCCGGCUGUCAAGUACCUCUUCAACCAGACCCACGACUACUAUGUGGGAGGCAAGAUCGACGCCAUUGACCGUCUCAUGCACUACGACUACGUUGGACUGCGAUACACCCCGGCCGAACUCCGUCUGCACUUCGACAAGCUCGGCUGGUCCAAGGUGGUGGCCUUCCAGACCAGAAACCCAAUGCACCGCGCGCAUCGUGAGCUCACCGUUCGUGCCGCCCGCCAGCGACAAGCAAACGUCCUCAUCCACCCCGUUGUAGGUAUGACCAAGCCCGGCGACAUUGAUCACUUCACUCGUGUCCGUGUCUACCAAGCUCUGCUUCCCCGGUACCCCAACGGAAUGGCUGUCCUUGGUCUCCUUCCUUUGGCCAUGCGUAUGGGUGGGCCUCGUGAGGCCAUCUGGCACGCCAUCAUCCGCAAGAACCACGGUGCCACUCACUUCAUUGUUGGCCGUGACCACGCUGGUCCGGGCAAGAAUAGCAAGGGCGAGGAGAUCUACGGCCCAUACGACGCUCAGUACGCUGUGGAGAAGUACAAGGACGAGCUCGGCAUUGAGGUCGUUCCCUUCCAGAUGAUGACUUACCUGCCAGACUCGGACGAGUACCGACCCAAGGAUGAGGUCCCUAAGGAUGUCCGCACCCUCGAUAUCUCUGGUACUGAGCUCCGUCGCCGUCUGAGGACUGGUGGCGACAUCCCCGAGUGGUUCUCGUACCCAGAAGUCGUCCGAGUUCUGCGUGAGUCACAUCCACCCCGCAAUAAGCAGGGUUUCACAGUCUUCCUCACCGGAUACACCAACUCGGGCAAGGACGCCAUCGCGCGUGCGUUGAAUGUCACCCUCAACCAGCAGGGAGGCCGCUCCGUCUCUCUCCUUCUGGGCGAAAACGUCCGCUCAGAGUUGUCUUCGGAGCUUGGCUUCUCCCGCGAGGACCGGCACAAGAACAUCCAGCGCAUCGGCUUUGUCGCCUCCGAGCUGACGCGCGCCGGUGCCGCCGUCAUCGCCGCUCCCAUCGCACCCUUCACCUCAUCCCGCAAAGCUGCGCGUGAGGUGGUCGAGAAGCAUGGUUCCUUCUACCUCAUCCAUGUCGCCACACCUCUCGAGUACUGCGAGAAGACCGACCGACGUGGCAUCUACGCCAAGGCCCGUCAAGGCCAGAUCAAGGGUUUUACUGGUGUUGAUGAUCCAUACGAGGCUCCCAAGGACAAGGAGGCGGAUCUGGUUGUGGAUAUCAGCAAGGAGAAUGUGAGGACCGCGGUGCACCAAAUUGUGCUACUGCUUGAGGCGGAGGGUCUGCUUGAUCAGUUGUAA